This is a messenger RNA of Phaedon cochleariae (mustard beetle), 1264 nucleotides long. NCBI's taxonomy places the organism in Eukaryota, Metazoa, Arthropoda, Insecta, Coleoptera, Chrysomelidae. The record is from the annotation of a GenBank genome assembly.
UUCCCUUUCUCUUAUUUCUUUAAUCAACAUUGAGGUUAUACUGCCCCAACCCAAAUAUUGUUUCCAAAAAGGUUGAAUAGUUGAAUAAACUAAAGAGAGAUAUUAUAAAACGAGGAUUAUGAAGUCACUCAGUGCGCUCAGGUGCUAUAAAAAAACCGAGAAUGGUACCUUAAUCGAGAGGUUUCGGUAUUCCAUCUCUAGUAAACAGAUUUUCUUCGGGAACAAUAGGGAAAAGAGCACCAAAAGCGGAGGGUCUAGUUCCAGUAGCGACAGCUGCAGCAGUAGUGAUUCUGAUAAUGAAGCAACAAGGAAAAAAACAGUUCCACAAAUAAAAAGUCAGGAUACUUUGAAUAAGCUGAAUAAUUUAUUGAUGCAGCUGGUAGAACAAGAUGUAGUUGCAAAAGCCUCUGAGCUCCAACUUGCAAAGCCCACCAAUAAACGUAUGACAAAAAAUGCACAGAGGGAAGAUCCUAAACAUGAAACCAAAGAGAAACAAAUGGUAGAAGCUGCAAAACAUGUUGCUAAAGAGUUAGGUGGUAAUGUGAAUGAGACUGAAUCAGAGCUACUGAUGAAACUUCUCAAUACCAUGGAACCACAACCUGCCACACCAAGUUUAACUGACAUUGUAAAGGGUAUGAAGAUUGACAGGACAACCAAGAAUGCUCAACAAACUAGGGCUGAUCAAAUAAGAAAUAUUCUGCAAGAAGUGCACAGUAAACACAAGGGUGAGGGUACAAACACAGACAGAAGACUUAGAAAAGCUCCUCAACAUAGACAAAAGCAAGAUGUUGCAGUUCAAAGAAUAGAUUUGUUUGGUAGUGAUCCUCUGGGAAUAUUCACCAAUAAAUCCAAUUUGAAAGAGGUUCCAGGAAAUACAAUGUGGAAGAAGCUCUGGGAAAGAGAUUUGAAACUAGCUGUUACCCAUCCUCCUUCAAAUCAUUUUCAGCAGAUGAUUUUGUGGACUGAACAAGGAAAGCUCUGGAAAUUUCCCAUAGAUAAUGAACAAGAUUUAGAAGAAGAAAGGACAGUGUCUUUUGCUGAGCAUGUAUUUCUGGAGGAACACUUGGAGCCAUGGUGUCCUCCCAGAGGCCCUAUCAGACAUUUCAUGGAGUUAGUUUGUGUGGGGCUUUCAAAGAACUCCUACCUGACUGUGCAGGCAAAAAAGGACCACAUUGAUUGGUUCAAGAACUACUUUGAAGAUAAGAAACAAUUGCUGCAAGAGGUUGGAGCUCUUCCAACAGAGUCCCAAAAACAGGUUGAAUAA